AUGGCGAUGUCGGCGCUGGCCGCGCAGCUGGGCGGCCGGCUCGGCGGCGAGGUCGUCAGCGCCGACUCCAUGCAGGUGUACAAGGGCCUGGACAUCAUCACCAACAAGGUGUCCCCCCAGGAGCAGCGUCUCUGCAGGCACCACAUGCUGAGCUUUGUGGAUCCCCUCGUCUCCAACUACACAGUGGUGGAUUUCAGGGACAGAGCCGGCCCUCUCAUCGAAGAUAUCCUGGCCCGAGACAAGAUCCCCAUUGUCGUGGGAGGAACCAACUACUACAUCGAGGCCUUGCUCUGGAAGGUCCUUGUGGACACCAAGGACAAGGACACCGUGGCCCCCGCGCCCGUCCCCGACAGGAAGGUGGAGCUGGAGCGGAUGGACGGCGCGGAGCUCCACCGCCGCCUGCGCCGUGUGGACCCCGCCAUGGCGGCCAGGCUGCACCCCCACGACAAGCGCAAGGUGGCCAGGAGCCUCCAAGUGUUUGAAGAGACGGGCAUCCCCCAUAGCGAAAUCUUGCACCGGCAGCAGCAGGAGGAAGGCGGUGGGCCCUUAGGGGGCCCCCUGAAGUACCCCCAUUCCUGCAUCCUGUGGCUUCACGCAGACCAGGCAGCCCUGGACGAGCGCCUGGAGAAGCGGGUGGACGACAUGCUGGCCGCGGGGCUGCUGCAGGAGCUGCGGGACUUCCACCGGCGCUACAACCGGCAGAGGGUGGCCGAGAACCGCCAGGAUUACCAGCACGGCAUCUUCCAGUCCAUCGGCUUCAAGGAGUUCCACGAGUACCUCGUGAGCGAGGGCAGCUGCUCACCCGAGACCAGUGCCCUGCUGCUGCAAAAAGGGAUCCAGGCGCUGAAGCAGGUCACCAAGAGAUACGCUCGGAGGCAGAACAAGUGGGUCCGAAACCGCUUCCUCAAACGCCCCGGGCCUAACGUGCCCCCGGUGUAUGGCUUGGAGGUGUCUGAUCUCUUGAGGUGGGAGGAGGACGUGCUGAAGCCAGCUCUAGAGAUUGUGGAGAGCUUCAUGCAGGGCCGCGAGCCGCCGGCGGCGCCCGUCAGGAUGGAGCGCGACGCCCACGAGAACAAACGGAGCCAUCGCGUCUGCGACGUCUGCGACAGAGUCAUCAUCGGGGACCGCGAGUGGGCAGCUCACACACGAUCCAAAUCCCAUCGGCACCAUCUGAAGAAGAGGCAGAAGCUGGAGACGGCCGGUGGUGCUGCAGGCAGUGAAGGGGCCGGCGACAGUGCAGAGCCCUCGGUGGAGGACAGCGUCUCACCUUCGCUAUAGACCUGCAAGUGCCUGGGCAAGGGGGACAGGAGCAGGUCCACCGACGUGGCGAGGAAGCCGCAGGUCCUGGGUGGCCUUGAAUGCCACGAGCAGAGUCAUUUGUUGGGGACGAGGC
This is a messenger RNA of Nothoprocta perdicaria, 1393 nucleotides long. It is a transcript of the gene TRIT1, whose product is annotated as tRNA isopentenyltransferase 1. Bases 1 to 1278 code for a protein of 425 amino acids. Gene Ontology annotation, cellular component: mitochondrion. The transcript is spliced from 12 exons. The record is from RefSeq and is a predicted model, not a curated record. NCBI's taxonomy places the organism in Eukaryota, Metazoa, Chordata, Aves, Tinamiformes, Tinamidae. Gene Ontology annotation, molecular function: tRNA dimethylallyltransferase activity. Gene Ontology annotation, biological process: tRNA modification.